AUGAGUGAUUUGGGCAGAGAUCUCAAACCCUCUGCACCAUUGAUGACUGAUAGUAAUAGAUUUGGUGUAGAUUCAUUUCUUAAGUCUGCAGAGGAUGGGGAAAUCAAAAACGUUCAAUCUUAUAGAGACAGAAAUCUUGAUACUAAUGUUGUUAAUUCCAAAAAUCAGACAGCCCUGCAUCUUGCAUCAAGAAAUGGACAUAUCGAUGUGGUUGCCUUAUUAGUUGAAGAUGAUGCAUUUGUUAAUCUUCUAGAUAAAGAAGGUAAAACUCCCCUCUACUAUGCAGUCGAGUCAAACAACUCAAACAUUGUAGAACAACUUCUUAAAUGUGACAAUAUUGAAGUCGACUCAUGUGGCGAGGGUGUUGUAUCACCUCUUUUCAAAGCUGUACAGGGGCAGUUUAAGGACAUAGUUGAGAUGUUGUCUUUGAAAGGUGCAAAUAUCUAUCUGCAAAAGAGGGGAUCGAGUCCAAUUUUGGAGGCUGUAUCAUUAUCUCCGGGCGACGGGAAAAAGCAAGAUAUUGUUGAAAUUUUGUACAGGAAUAGUGCAAAUGUAUGCAAUGAAGCCGGAGAGACUAUCUUGCAUAUUGCUAUAAGGAACAAUAACGAAAGAUGCAUUGAACGUUUUAUUGAUAUAACAAAUAUUAAUCUCUGUGACAAACAGAAUAGGUCACCCCUUUUUGUUGCAUCGUGUUUCGGGAAUAGGACAGUUGUAAACAUGUUGUUAAAAAGGCAUGCAAAAAUUAAUGAAGUAUCUACAUGUAAAAAAGGUGAUUCUGCACUGCAUGUUGCACUGAGAAAUAAUCAUUUUAAAAUUGCAGAAAAAUUACUGAAAUGCGGUGCAAAUCCAAGAAUUGUUAACAAGGAUAAAGAAACCCCUUUAAAUAUAGCUUGUUCAAAAGGUGAUACAGCCUUGGAUAUUGUUAAGAGUUUGGUUAAUAAACAUGGUGUAAAGGUUAAUGCUGAUGGUUGUAACCAAAUCGUGUCGCCACUCUUUUCUGCAUUGAGACAGGAAGGAAAUGACAUUCGAAUAUAUUUAGUAUUUAGAGGGGCGACAUUAAAUACUGAAGAGAUUGGUCAAGCAUUAGUCAGAGGUGCAAGGCACGGAUUCGUUCAGAAUGUGAAGUUUUUACUUCCACUUGCAAAAGAUAUUAAUAGCGGAAAAUAUUCUAAAUAUUCUGAUGAAACACCUCUUCAUGCGGCGGUAAAAAGAAGUCACGAAAAGAUUGUGUAUCUUUUGAUAAGAAGAGAUGUUGAUGUUAAUGUCAAAGAUCCUGAUGGAAAAACCCCAUUACAUUACGCAAAGACUUUGAGUAUUGUAAAAGAACUCGUAAAGAAAGGAGCAAUCGUCAAUGCGGUAGACAAUACAAAUAGAACACCUUUAUUCGAGGCUUCAAUAAUAGGAAUAACCAAAUAUCUUUGCGAAAGUGGCGCCAAUGUGAGGGCUACCACUAUAGCUCUUUGGACUCCAUUACAUGAAGCUUGUCAAACGAAAGACGUUGCAGUGGUCAAGUAUCUCAUUGCCGAAAAACAAGCAGAUAUAAAUGCAAAGGAUGUGCAUUUAAGAACACCGCUGCACGCAGCCACAGAAGGGGGCAAUUUCGAAGUAGUAAAAACAUUGAUUGAUGAUUAUAACUGUGUAAUUGAUAUUAAUGUUCCUGAUGAAUAUGAAAGAACCCCUCUUCAUGAAGCUGUUAUGAAAGGAAAUCUUUCAAUCGUGAAGUUGCUUCUUGAUUAUGAAGCAAACGAAAAUGCUGCUGAUAAGGAUAAAAGAACCCCGCUACAUCAUGCAGCCCUUGGAGGGAAUAUUUGUAUUGUAGAAUGCCUCGUUCAAAGGAAUGCAGACGUUUCCGCAAGAGAUAAAAACGGAAAAACCGCAGAAGAACUGACUCAAAAUCAGGAAAUAAAAGACUUGCUUAAAGGACAGUAA
Messenger RNA from Saccostrea echinata, 1929 nucleotides. RefSeq names its product ankyrin-1-like. Gene Ontology annotation, molecular function: protein binding. The record is from RefSeq and is a predicted model, not a curated record. The coding region runs from base 1 to 1929 and encodes 642 amino acids. The transcript is spliced from 2 exons. Lineage: Eukaryota; Metazoa; Mollusca; Bivalvia; Ostreida; Ostreidae.